This is a messenger RNA of Salarias fasciatus (jewelled blenny), 927 nucleotides long. RefSeq names its product rap1 GTPase-GDP dissociation stimulator 1. Gene Ontology annotation, biological process: positive regulation of GTPase activity. NCBI's taxonomy places the organism in Eukaryota, Metazoa, Chordata, Actinopteri, Blenniiformes, Blenniidae. Gene Ontology annotation, molecular function: guanyl-nucleotide exchange factor activity; protein binding. The record is from RefSeq and is a predicted model, not a curated record. The transcript has 5 exons. Bases 1 to 927 code for a protein of 308 amino acids.
AUGGGGCACCCCAACGUGCCCCCGGCGCACAAGUACAGCCGAUCCCAGCGGGACAAGCCCCGAGGCGGCCAGCUGCAGCCCUACAACCCCCCCAACGACAGCUUGAACAACGCCCUGGGAGCGAUCCGGGUUCUGGGUCUGGAGCUGCUGGAGGACGAGCUCAGACCUCACCUGAACACGGUGCUGAGCAACAUCAGGGAGAAGAAUAAAGGCGCUGCCGAGCAGGUCGUCAUCAGUGGAAUCCUGCCGAUCCUCUCCGUGUCUCUGAGGAGCCGCGGGCGUCUCACCGUGCUCACCGCCAAGCUCGUGGCUGAACUGGCCAAAGAGUCCGUGGUCCGGAAAGGGUUCGGCGACGCCGGCUUGGUCACGGCUCUGCUGUCGGUGCUGACCAGCAGAGACCAGGAGCUGCUGAUUCACGCCGCCAGGGCCAUCUCGCGCCUGUCCUACGACAGCUCGAAGCAGCAGGAGCUGCUGCUCCGCCGGGGGGCGGUCCCCCGCCUCGUCGCCAUCCUGCUGCGCUUCCCGGACGGCGCCGAGCUGGAGGAGGCGUGCCUCCAGGCCCUCUGCAACCUGAGCGGCGUGGCGGUGUCGGAGGAGGCGGGGCUGGCGUGGGAGCGCGGGGCGUCGGUGAGGCCGGGGGAGGCGGUGUUCCACGGCGUCUCGCCUCACACCUGCGGCUUCGCCUCCUCCGUCAUCCUGCUGAGGGCGUCCCAGUUCGGGCCCGGUCAGUACGCCGUCAACAUCGAGGUGUUCCAGCGCUGCUCCUCCUCCUUCUGGAGCCUCCACGGGAACCGGCGCACGGCCGGCUGCUUCCCCUUCUCCGGCUGGGGCGGCUGGCCCAACCUCUACAAACUGAUGAAGUUCUCCACCAAGAGCGGCCCGAGAUCCCGGAGCCUGAAGAUCCGCGUCUUUCACACGCUGCUCUGA